AAUAGAGGUUCACUUCUCAUUUCAAUGUAUACAUGACUUGUCUUUAGCGGGUUGAUGUAUCAACAGUUGCAACAUUGUUUGGAACACAAAAUUGUAAGGUACAAGCAGAUAAGCUGUAAUUUUUGGACUUCGUCUCAAAGCGACAUCUGUCCAAAUUGCUAUGUUGCUCCCACAAAGACAUAAAUAACCUCCACCUCUCGAUAACACAAAAAACAAAACAGGGGCAUUAUAGUCAUUUGAAUCUCUCUUCCUCAAAAUCUUUCCCCAACACCUCCGCCCUAGAUCUGCGAACAUCGACAGCGAAAAACAGGGGUAAUUUCUGCAAAGUCAUGGGCAAAACCGUAAAAUGGAGCUGGACUUCUGCUCUGAUCGGGGCGGCGUCGGCUACAGCCGCGGCGGCUCUCAUAAAUGCGAAGCCGAAGGACCCGGCCUUCCACCUCAUCUCAAUCAGCCUCACCUCCUUCAAGUUCAACUUCCCAGUCCUCGAUGCCGAGGUCAUCCUCACCGUACACGUCACCAACCCCAACAUCGCGCCCAUCCACUACUCCUCGACGGCCAUGUCUAUCUUCUACGACGGCUCUCACCUCGGCUCCGCCCAGAUAGACGCCGGCUCCCAGGCCCCCAAGUCCUGCCAGGUGCUGCGGCUUCCUGCUCGACUCGACGGGCUGGAGCUGCUGACUCAACACGCGGGGCGGUUCCUGGCUGACAUUAGGCGGAGAGAGAUGACGCUGGAUGCCACAGUGGACAUCGAGGGUGCAGCGAAGGUGCUAUGGUGGGAUCACAAGUUCAAGGUACACGUGGACAGUCACGUUGUCGUUGAUCCUUUGUACCUUGAUGUCAUUGAUCAGGAAAACAAGUCUGAUUUGGAACUUCGCCUUGCAUAACAUAUGAUAUUUGAGUAGAAAUGUUGUCCAAAUAUAUUUUUUUUUUUAUUAAAAUAUCUUUUUAUAACUAUUAAAUUGAAUAUUUUCC
Molecule: messenger RNA, 972 nt
Organism: Vitis vinifera (wine grape)
Lineage: Eukaryota; Viridiplantae; Streptophyta; Magnoliopsida; Vitales; Vitaceae
Exons: 1
Coding region: 330-884 (184 amino acids)
Biological process (GO): response to desiccation
Cellular component (GO): plasma membrane
Source: RefSeq, a predicted model, not a curated record